AUGGAGAAGGUUGCUGAAGAGACGCAGAGGAAGAGGAAAGCUCCUGAGGAGGUGGGCAAUGGCGAAAAUGGUGGUGGAGCUGAAGAGGAUCAACAGAGGCAAAAAAGAAGUAGGCAAAAAAGUGACGGAAUUCUGGGAAAUGGGGAUCAGGACACUGCAGGUGAGCUGGUUGAAGGAUGGUUUGGCGGUGGUCUUAGUGUUGGUGAAGAAAUUGCUCGCCUUUUUGGUGAAGUGAGUGGUGGGAGUGUUGGCCUUGGUAUUGAUGGCAUUGAUGGUGAAGGUGUGAAUUUCUGGGGUGGUGGAAAUGGACAAGACACUGAGGUUGGUGGGUUUGAUGUAGCUGCAUGCAAAUUUGGUGGUCAAGGUUUCGGUUUGGAAGAAAUUCAAGAUGGGUUCGGUGUAGCUGGUUCUGAAAAUGGUGGUAGAAUUUUGAGUUGUGACAAUUUUGGAUAUGGGUUUGUUGAAAAUAAGAACCCAGAUGGAGGUUUGGGUCUUGAUGGCAGAGGCAUUCAGUUUUGGGGCAGUGAAAAUUCUUGUGGACUUGGUGGUGGGAUGCUGGAUGGUGAGGGAAACCAAGUUGUUGGGUCUUCUGAUCUAUACGCUUGUAAAAAUGCCGGUGAAGGAAUUCAAGGCCUAUUUGGUGGCGACAGAGGUGGACUUGGAGGUCUUUUAAGAGGUGAAAGUGAUCAGUUUUGUGGUGGUAAAGCCGUUUCUGCAUAUGUUGAUGAUAAAAGAGUUCAAGGCUGUUUAAGUGAAAAUGCAUCUGGAAAUAAAGGUAAAAUUUUGGAGAGUCAAGACGAAUAUGGUGAAGGUAGACGUGGAGAUGAUGCUAAAGAAGAGGUGGCCCGGUCAAAAGGUAAGCGUGGGAGGCCAAAAGGAUCAAAGAACAAGAAGAAGAUUCUUGAGGCUGAAGAGGGCACUAAACAGUUGGGUGGAAUUUCCAGAGACAAUGUGGGUGGAGAAGAGAUUGCGAGGCCAAAGAGUAAGCAAGGAAGGCCAAAGGGGUCCAAGAACAAGAAAAAGAAGGAUCUUGCAAAUGAUAAGAAUGAGGAUGUGCCUGUUGACAAUGUGGAUGGUGAAGACUCUGUGAGGCGAAAGAGUAAGCAAGGUCGACCAAAGGGUUCUAAAACCAAAAAGAAAGAUGUUGUCAAUGAUAAAAGUGAUGAUGUGCCUGUUUUGGGUGAAAAUACUAAGGAUUUGGUUGCCGUAGCCACCCCUGGUAAUGAAGUUGGGAAUGUGAUUGUUUCGCCAAAGACAAAGCUUGGUCGACCAAAGGGUUCAAAGACCAAGCGAAAUCUUACAGGUGAGGAAAAUCAUGGCACGACAGGAUCAGGAGCUGUUGCUGUGGGCAUUGACAUAUCAGUGCCGCCUAUUGGUUUGGAGAAACGAAUGAUUGCUCUUAUGGGUGAACAAAACAGGAAAAUGGAAGUUAAAGCGUGCAGUGGUUAUGAAUUUGGAGAUGAGAUUGUGCAGUUGAAGGAAGAAGGUGGUUUGCCUACGAAGACAAUUCCUGUAAAUGAUGGAAAUAGUGCAAUGUCAAGCGAAACUUUGGGCAGAAAUUGCACUGGUGGAUUGAUGGCCUGUUUGACGGGUUUGGAAAAUAAGAGGCCAAAUCUUGUAAGCAAGGGAGAUAAGGGGCUGCCUGGUGAAUCCACUUGUGGAAGUGAGUUUGUCCAGCCAAAGGUUAAGCGUGGCCGAUUCAAGGAUCCCAAGAAGAAUAAGAAAAAGCUUGUAGAAACAGAAAAUCAGGAAAUUCCUGGGGACACCCUGGAUGCUAAUGAUGGCACUGAUAGAACACUUCUUGCGACAGGUUUGAAGAAUGAGAGACCUGUCCUUACAGGUGAGAAAGAUAUGCAAUCGAAUAAGGAAGCUUUUGAUAGCAAUGAAGAUGGAUAUGAGACUGCUCAGCCAAAGAAUAAGCGCGGUCGACCAAAGGGUUCAAAGACUAAGAAGAAGAAAGUUUCUGGUCAAGAUAAUCAGAGAAACCCCAGCAAAUUUGUGAGUGGUAAUGAUGGUAAGGUUGAGGUGGUCUGUUCAACAGGGUUGGAGAAUGAGAUCUUUGUUGGAAAAGAAGUGGGGAGAUUGCCAGGUCAAGCCACUUCUAAAAAUGGAGGUGGAAAUGAGUUUUUACAGCCAAGGGGUAGGCGCGGCCGACCGAAGGGUUCAAAGAGCAAGAAGAAAAAUCUUUCCGGUGAUGAAAAAAGGGAAGUGCCUACUGAAGUCAUGGGUGGUAUGAAUGGCAGAUAUCAGACUGCUUUGUGUACGAGUUUGGAAAAUGGGGGGCCUAUUCUUGUAGGUAAGGAAGCUGUUGAAAUGAAAGUUGGAAAUGAAAUUGUUGAGGUGAAGAAUAAGCGUGGUCGGCCAAAGGGUUCAAAGACUAGGAAGAAGAAUAUUUUAGGUAAGGAAAUUCGAGGAAUGCCUAGUGAAACAGUAGUUGGUGAUCAUGAUGAUGGUAAAGAUACUUUUCUGAUGAGUUUGGAGAAUGAGAUGACCAUUCUUGUGGGUGAGGAAGAUAAGAGAAUGCCAGAAGCAUCUGGUUAUAAUGAAGGAGGAAAUGAGGUUGCCCAACAAAACAGUAGACGUGGCCGACCUAAGGGUUCAAAAAACAAUAAACUUAAGGCUACUGUUGGAGAAUAUCAAAGCCAGGAAGCAGAAAAGGUUGGAAAAAUUAGUGGUGGGGAUGAAAGUUCACAGAAUAAGCGAGGCCGGCCUAAGGGUUCAAAGAACAAGAGAAGAGUUUUGAGUAAGAUUACAGUGCUGAAGCAUCAAAUGUCGGCAUCUCUCUUAGAGGUAGAAUAUCAGAAAGAAAAGGAUUUGAAGGAGGAAUUUCCUGUGAGGCAAUUGAAGAACUCUGACGAUACAGAGAGCAAUAACCAUAACAGGCCUAGAGGGAGACCUAGGAAGUUCAACAACCAACAACUGAAUGCCAGUGACUUUCACAGAGGAAAAUCUACUGAUACAUCUGAUGAUAACAGUAGGAAAAAGGAGAGUUUAAUGUGCCACCAGUGCUUGAGGAAUGACAGAAAAGGUGUUGUCAUUUGUUUAAAUUGCAGAAAGAAACGCUAUUGCUAUGAUUGUGUUGCAAAGUGGUACCCAGACAAGACAAGAAGGGACAUAGAAAUUGCUUGUCCUUAUUGUCGUGGUAACUGCAACUGCAGAAUAUGCCUCAAGGAGUAUUUAGUUGUGAUGGCUGGGAAUGAAGAAACAGAUGCAAAUGUUAAGUUGCAAAAGUUGCUUUACUUGCUAUGCAAGACGCUGCCUCUCCUUAGGCAUAUUCAACAGGAGCAGAUGUCCGAGUUAGAUGUGGAAGGCUGUUUACGAGGUAUCCAAUUGACAGAAGAGGAUCUCACGAGGUCUAUACUAGAGGAUGAUGAUCGAGUGUAUUGUGACAAUUGCAAUACAUCCAUUGUCAAUUUCCACAGAAGCUGCCCCAAUCCUGAUUGUUCUUAUGAUCUCUGUCUCACUUGUUGUUCGGAACUAAGGGAAGUAUGCCAGCCUAGAGGUGGUGAAGCAGAAUCUUCUCAUCAGCAGUUUUGCGAAAGAGCAUAUGGUCAAGGCAGAGUCUCAAAUGGCAGCCAUAUUCCUGCAAAUGGGAAUAGAUAUGUAUUCCAGAGCCAAAUGGCCAUACCAGUAAAUAGGUGCACAAAUCAUAUGUCAUCUGACUUUCCUGAUUGGAUAGCAGAAGCUGAUGGUAGGAUUCCUUGUCCUCCAAAAGCACGAGGAGGUUGUGGUGCCAAGUUACUUGAACUGAGACGAAUCUUUGAAGCUAAUUGGGUUGAAAAACUAAUUUCGAGUUCUGAGUACCUCACUAUCAAUUAUCAGUCACCAGAUAUUGACUUUUCUCAAGAAUGUUCAUUGUGCCAUCCUAUCAGUUCUGCUGGAAGUGGAGUAAAAGCUUCUGAAGUAAGGCAGGCAGCUUAUAGGGAAAACUGUCAUGAUAACUCUCUCUACUGCCCAAAUGCCGUUCAUCUGGGAGACAAUGAUAUUGAGCAUUUCCAGUUACACUGGAUGAGAGGUGAACCUGUUGUGGUAAGAAAUGUACGUGAAAAGGCUUCUGGCCUUAGCUGGGAACCAAUGGUCAUGUGGAGGGCUUUUAUUGGGGCAAAAAAAGUAUUAAAAGAGGAGGCAGUCAGGGUUAAAGCCAUUGAUUGCUUGGAUUGGUGUGAGGUUGAGAUUAAUAUUUUUCAGUUCUUUAAGGGCUAUAUAGAGGGCCGUAGGUAUAGUAAUGGGUGGCCAGAGAUGUUGAAGCUGAAGGAUUGGCCUCCAUCCAAUUCCUUUGAAGAGUGUUUACCAAGGCACGGUGCUGAAUUUAUUGCCAUGCUUCCAUUCAGUGACUAUACCCAUUCCAAAUCAGGUGUACUAAAUCUUGCUACAAAGCUUCCUAUUGUUUUAAAGCCAGACUUGGGACCAAAGACAUACAUCGCUUAUGGAUCAAUGGAGGAGCUUGGUAGAGGUGACUCAGUAACCAAACUGCAUUGUGACAUUUCUGAUGCGGUUAAUGUACUGACACACACAACCGAAGUAAAGAUUCCUCCCGGACAGCGUAAAAUCAUCGACCAAUUACAGAAGAAAUAUGGAGCUGAAAAGGAAACAAUUGAAGAAAAAUCAUGUAAUGAAGAAUACUUUGAGCCUUCUAAUGUGACAGAAGACAUGAAGUAUGUCAAUGAGGCAGAUUUCUCACGGAACCUAUUUUCAGGCAAUGUUAUUAACUUAGAGUCUCGGGAGUCUGAUUCAAAUUCAAGCACAAAUGUUCAAAGUAAUGAUACUUCAGAGGUUGAAUAUGGAGGUGCUGUGUGGGACAUUUUUCGUCGGCAAGAUGUACCCAAGUUAAUAGAAUACCUACUGAAGCAUCACAAAGAAUUCCACCACAUCAAUAAUGCCCCUGUGAAUUCUGUUAUUCAUCCUAUUCAUGACCAGACGCUUUAUCUAGAUGAGAAGCAUAAAAAGAAGUUGAAGGAAGAGUUUGAUGUUGAGCCUUGGACAUUUGAGCAACACCUUGGUGAGGCUGUUUUCAUUCCCGCUGGAUGCCCACAUCAAGUGAGAAAUAGGCAGUCAUGCAUUAAAGUGGCCCUUGACUUUGUUUCCCCCGAAAAUGUUCAAGAAUGCAUUCGGUUAACAGAGGAGUUUCGCUUGCUUCCAGAAAACCAUAGAUCCAAGGAAGAUAAAUUGGAGGUGAAGAAGAUGGCCCUAUAUGCAGCAAGUGAUGCUAUAAGUGAAGCCAAAAAUCUUAUGUCCGUAAAUUCAUUAAACGGGGCCAGGAAGCUUAGGAGCAGCCGUUCCAAUUCAAAGUGCCAAUUGGAGAAGUAG
Prunus armeniaca (apricot) is the source of this 5307-nucleotide messenger RNA. NCBI's taxonomy places the organism in Eukaryota, Viridiplantae, Streptophyta, Magnoliopsida, Rosales, Rosaceae. The record is from the annotation of a GenBank genome assembly.